AUGUUCAACCCGCUGUGGACCUUGGCGACGCGGAGCGCAGACGAGCAAGGCGGGCCGACGUUCGCCUGCACCGUCCGGCGCGAGGACAGAGCGCCGCUCACGGUGCGCGAUGUCCUCAGCGCGAUCGUGCGGAAGAUGUACAAGAGCACGCAGUGGCUCACGGCGGACGACCCGAACGGGAGCUGGCGCUACGAGCAUGCGGUCAAAGAGCGACGGCAUCGGCUGGGCGCCGACGGGGACACGAUGGUCAACGUCGACUGGUACCCCAGGCGCGAGAGCGUGCUGCUCGAGCUGCACCCGACGGACAAUGUGGAUGAGGUGUUGGUCAUCUUAGGGGACCCGUCGCAGAACUGA
Messenger RNA from Epithele typhae, 354 nucleotides. RefSeq lists its product as uncharacterized. The record is from RefSeq and is a predicted model, not a curated record. The transcript has a single exon. NCBI's taxonomy places the organism in Eukaryota, Fungi, Basidiomycota, Agaricomycetes, Polyporales, Epitheliaceae. The coding region runs from base 1 to 354 and encodes 117 amino acids.